Molecule: messenger RNA, 465 nt
Organism: Miscanthus lutarioriparius
Lineage: Eukaryota; Viridiplantae; Streptophyta; Magnoliopsida; Poales; Poaceae
Source: the annotation of a GenBank genome assembly
AUGCAGCACAUAACCAGCGCGUGCAAGCCGAGUCACGCCUCGUGCGCAGCAGCAGCCGCGCCUCUGCCGCCCAGGCCAUUGCUCAGACGAGCAGCCGCCGUCCCCUGCCGUCGUGUUGCAGCUAGAGAUGCAGCCUCGAGACUGGCGGUCCGGAGGAGAUGCCAGGAGGAGGACAAGCAGCAGCAGCAAGAAGCGGCGACCGACGACGAGCAGCAGAAGAGGACCUUCCUGAGCCUGGAGGAGGCCGGGCUGGUGGAGAUGUCCGGCCUCGGCACGCACGAGCGCUUCCUCUGCCGCCUCACCAUAUCGUCACUGAACCUGCUGAGGGUGAUAUCGGAGCAGGAGGGCGUCCCGAUCGAGGAGCUCAACGCCGGCCGCGUCUGCGACUGGUUCCUCAAGGACAAGCUCAAGAGGGAGCAGAACGUCGGCACCGCCGUCCUGCAGUGGGAUGACCCUGGAUUCUAG